Xiphias gladius (swordfish) is the source of this 2463-nucleotide messenger RNA. It is a transcript of the gene ncbp2as2, whose product is annotated as protein NCBP2AS2. The transcript has 2 exons. The coding region runs from base 349 to 654 and encodes 101 amino acids. The record is from RefSeq and is a predicted model, not a curated record. Lineage: Eukaryota; Metazoa; Chordata; Actinopteri; Istiophoriformes; Xiphiidae.
UGUAACUUUAUCACUCCUGCGCUCAGUCGCUCGCUCGGUCGCUCAGGGACAUUCGGGGUUACGGGGCUGCCCCCGCUGUCGCGGUCCAGCCAGGAAACAGCGGAACAUCCCCGGAAUCUAAUGCGCCCGAGUCCUGUCAUUACCACUUGUGGCCGCUGCUCACUAAAAGUUAGUCUCGCUGUAACUCGCGAAUGUGAGGCCAACUUCAGCCUCCCUCCACUGCCUGUUAUGUCAUCCAUCGCUGCCUAGCGGUCACCUGGUUCAGCCGGAGGCUGAGAUACACGAGAGUUGGACGGGACUGCUAACUUAGCUGGCUUAGCUAGCAUAGCACAUUCAACGCUCGACAAAAUGCUCGCUCGCAUGUUGUAUUCCCUCAUCAACAACCUCCACGUCGUCGAGAAGUUGGCCGAGUCGCGUCCGAUUCGCAGGGCGGCCCAGAUCACCGCCUACGCCAUCACCAAGGCUCAGAUAGCCGGCCGGGACGCGUCGGAGCGGGUCAUGCGGUCCCAGACGCUGCGGCAGGUCCGGGAGGAGGCCGGCAGAGUCCCCGGCGACCUGGGGGAGGUGGGCGGCCGCCUCAGGAGAGUCCGAGAGACAUUUGUGAAAGAAGUGAAGGAAGGCUGGAAGGACGGCUCCAGACAAAUUAAGAAAUAAAGCGGACGGACUGGCAGUAGGAUGUUAAAGGCAUUGGGAUUUUACUGAUAACAAAACUUUGUUGUUACUGACAGGCUGACAACAUCUCAUGUGUUUGUUUUUGUUUUAAAUGUCAUCAGACUGUCUAUUGGAAAAACCAGUUGAACACAGAAGACUUGUGUGAACAACCCGCCUCAGCAAUGCACGACAACAAUCUGCUGGCCACCUGAAACCAUCAGAAAGUGGCUCCAUGCUGGACCGGGAUCAGUUCACAGUCAGGAAUGGUGCUCGUCAACAAUGUGGUUAGGUCUACACUUACCUGUAAUCUCUGGCCAGAUAGUUUAUGAUAAACUGUGGGUAAGCAAAUUCACUGUGUUCACGUGUCUGACAGCACAUGGAGUUUUGACGUGUGCACUUCUCUCAGGGAGCCUGUGGGAAAAGUAGGGACUGUCUUGGAAAAUUACAGGUUCGAGGUUUGGAUUAGUGAGGAAAGGUUAAGUGCACUUUUGCUAAAGUAAGCUGACAAUUCAGUCUUCUCAACAAAGAACAGACCUCUUGAGCUGCCUCUUAUUAAUAGCCUCUUCACAUUAAUCUAUGAACAAAACCACACAGUGAUGUCCUGACAAAAGUACUGUCUUCUUCUUUUCUCCGUGUACCUCCACUGACGUGCACUCAUGCAACUAUGACACCAAUCCUGCCGAAGACCUUGUUUUGAUACGCACAUUAAGUCGUCACUUGAAAUCCUUUUAUCGGCUGAAUAUGUGUAUAUAUAGAGGGAUGUGGUAUGUGAAGACAAUGAAUUUACCAUUUCGUUCUGACCAUGGAAAUAAAGAUUAUAAUUUAUAACACAGCACUUUGACUGCUAGACUGUGUCAAGUUGAUAUCAUUUGCCACAGGGGACGUUGAGGGGGAAAAAUAGUGUGUAAGGAAAAGGUUUAGAUAGCUGUAUAAUAAAAUUAAAUUUUUCUAGUCCAAAUGAAGCUCCUGAGGUGGGCUGUUUUCUGAUAAUCCAGUUGCAAUCUAGUGAACCUGAAAAAUCGGACUUCAGAGUCUCCCACCACUCAAAAAUAUGUUUUGGGAUUUGACCCUUCAUCGUGCAGAAUGAUGUAUCCGCAGAGUUUGACGCUGUUCUCACAUUAAACUGUUGAUAGCGGGAAAGUUUCUCUGUGCUCACCUCAAAUUUCAGUCUAAGAAGCGUAGCAGUAUUGUGGGAUAUCACAACUACUUUUGAAGCCGUACACGGUCUACUAUGCAAAAUUCACAUUACACAAGUGCGAUGUGGAAAACUGAAGCUUCCAGUGCACGUACUGUGAAUGGAUUUGCAUAUUCAUAGAUUCUGUAUUUUAUAAUGAGGGAGAAGGAGGGAAUGUGCUUUUAAGAAUUAAAAAAAAAAAAGGAAAACAUCAUUUUAGUGGGAAAACCAUAUCAGAGACUAAUUUGUAAUUAAUGCAGUGUUUUAAAACUUUUCUGUCAAUGUUUUUGUUUUUUUUUAAACUAGUGACAAAUCUUCAUCUGCUACAGCAGAUUCAUAAAGACUCGAGUUCACAGUUCAAACUCAUAGUUCCUUUGCUUUCGCAACUCUGGCAGGAGAAUGGCAGAGAUUAAUUUACAGCAUAAUUUAAGUAGAGAUAACAACACGGGACGUUUUAUUCCUUCCUGUGAGAUAUGGUCACUGCAGUGGCAAAAGCAGAUUCAGCUGGUUGUGGUUGGUACUACUAUUAAAUGUCAUACACUUGCACACAUGUACACAAGUCGAGUCGACAGAGGUGGACCGAAGAUUUGGCCUUGGCCCAGUUACUGUGCAAUGAUUGGUUUCACCUUUGAAAAAUC